Molecule: messenger RNA, 1806 nt
Organism: Soboliphyme baturini
Lineage: Eukaryota; Metazoa; Nematoda; Enoplea; Dioctophymatida; Soboliphymatidae
Source: the annotation of a GenBank genome assembly
AUGCGCGUCUUGGUGACCUUCAAGCUGCUGUUGGCUAAAUCGUUGAAAGCAACGCUUAGCACGGACUACUCUGCCACGAAUAUAAAAGUGUGGCUAAAGCUGCGCACGUGGCAGUGGUGGCUGUUGUAUCGGCUCGUCAAGGUGUACACCGGGGAGGUAAAGCAACAAGCGGAAGAGAGCUGUGUAUUAUCGCAGAAAAUUCAAGGGCUCGAAGAAGAACUCAAGAUCAGCGAGUCAGCCUCAGAAGAGUUGCGAAGGGCGCUGAAUAUGGCAACCACGGAGACGGCCGCCCUCAACAGUAAGCUGGAUGAACAGAACCUAAAGUGCGACGAGCUGGAGGCGCGAAAUAAGAGCUGCGUCAAGAUCCAGGCAAAUCUAAACGAUCAGCUGAUGGAGGUGCAAGAAUCACUGAGAGUGUACGAAGUGAAAAACAAAGGCUUUCAACAGGAUAAAAUGAAUCAAGAAGCAGAGCUGGAGUCUCUGAAGGACGAGAAUGACGAUCUGAAGAGACAGAACCAAAAGCUGAAAGCAGACUUGCAGAACAAAGAGAGAGAAAACGAACGCAAUUUGCAAACCAUAACGCAGCAGGAGGAUCAACAAUCGAAGCUAAACAAAGAGAGGAAAAAUGCCGAGGAAUGGAACACGAAGCUUUCCACUGAUCUUCAGAUGGCAGAAGAGAAGAUCAUUGGCUUGAAUAAGGCCAAGUCAAAACUGGAAAUGUCAAUCGAUGAGCUUGAAGGGUCCCUCGAGAAAGAGAGGAGAUUCAGACAGGACGCAGAAAAAUUCAAGCGGAAGACGGAAGGGGACCUCAAAGUGGUUCAGGAAAAUAUGGCCGAGUUAUCUAUGUUAAAGCAAGACCUGCAGACGAAGUUGUGCGCGAAGGAGGAUCAGUUGGUAGCUGUGCAGAUUGGCUUAGAGAAAGAACAGAACGUUGUCAUUAAACUUCAAGGUGCAAUCAAGGGGCUCCAGUGUCGCACAGAAGAAGUGGAGGAAGAACUGGAGCGAACAGAACAAGCCAGGGUCAAAGCAGAUAAGAUCCGAGGGGAAAUGCAGAUUGAACUCGAAGAGCUCACUACUCAGUUGGAUGAGGCGGGCGGACUAACUAAGGCCCAAACCGAGGUGGCGAAGAACCGAGAGCUCGAACUAUCAAAGCUUAGGCGAGAGUUGGAGGAAAUGAAGCUGAUGCACGAUACCGAGUUCGCUGCCCUUCGGAAGAAGUGCAGCGAUGCCAUUGCGGAGUUGAACGACCAAAUUGUGACUUUGCAGAAGUCAAAAGCGAGACUCGAAAAGGACAAGGCUUCUCUCCAGCAUCAGGUUGACGAAUCGCAAUGUGCUGCGGACGCUGAGUCAAAAAGGAGGGCAAACGCCGAAAAGCAGAGCAAACAGUACGAGCUUCAAUUGGUGGAAACACAGCUGGCAAUGGAAGACGUGAAUCGCAGACUGACAGACGUGGAAACGAGUCGUUCUCGAAUCGUAGCAGAAGGCGAAGACCUGGGAAGAAGACUUGAAGAAGCGGAGUCCAAACUGUUCAUGAACGAACAUUUGAAGCAUCAGCUGGAGACGCAGCUGGAAAGUCUUCAAGCUUCUAUCGAUGAAGACAACAAAGCCAAGCAAAACCUCUCUGUCGAGUUACGCAAUGCCCUGACUCAGAUCGACUGUCUGAAAGCCCAGUUGGAGGAGGAAACGGACAACAAAGCCGAUCUCCAGCGACAUCUAACAAGAGCCAAUGCAGAAGUCCAGCAGUGGCGAGCAAAAUAUGAAACUGAAAUUCUUGGCAAAAUGGAAGAAAUGCAAGAAGCAAAGUAA